Molecule: messenger RNA, 1533 nt
Organism: Fusarium redolens
Lineage: Eukaryota; Fungi; Ascomycota; Sordariomycetes; Hypocreales; Nectriaceae
Exons: 2
Coding region: 1-1533 (510 amino acids)
Source: RefSeq, a predicted model, not a curated record
AUGCCUCUUCCUCGACAGUGUUUCUCCCGCCGGACCAUUUUCUCCGUCGUUGCCAUUUUUAUUAUCGUUACUAUCACUGUUACUUGCGCUACAUACUUCAUACUGGCUAAGAAAAAGCACCAUGCGUUUGAUUGGACGACAGUCAUGAGUCCUCGUGGGGAUGUGAUUCCUGACUUUAGCUUUGCUGGGUAUCAUAAUUCUGCUAUCAUACUGCCCAAUAUCACCGCUCCCAACAUCACUGUAUCUUUUAAUAAUAGCGUUGAUGCGAGGCCAGCGAUUCAAGCAGCUAUUGAUAGCAUUGCUUCUUCAGGUGGUGGCUCUGUCAUCCUGCCUGCUGGAAAAUGGCCUAUGACUGCAGGCCUGAACCUCUCCAGCAACGUUGUCGUCACCGGGUCUGCUGGUGGUAAGACUGUUCUGUCGCUGAGCGAGCGCCCUUCUGUGCCUGUUUUCACACUUGGUUCUACCAAUACUGCCAAGCCUCGGUAUGGGUUUAGGUCAAACAUCACCAAUGACUAUGUUCCCAUCGGCUCCUCUUCAGUUGAGGUCGUCAACAGCAGUGGUUUCGCAGUGGAUCAACUAGUCUAUGUCUCCAGAACGGCCACAGAAUCGUGGAUCAAGGCCAACGGCAUGAGCAACCUGGUGCGAGACGACGCAUCCCAGACCUGGAUACCAGAGAACAAGAGGAUGAUGUCACCAAAUCAAAUCAGCGGUGUCUAUGGUAACAACAUCACCCUCAAGAUACCCUUGACAGACAAUCUUGACCUAGACUAUAUGCAACCAGAGCUCAUUGUCUAUACCCCUCCUGAAACCAACAGUGAGAUGGGUAUUCGGGAUCUCUCCAUUGAGGUACCCGACACUUGCUCUGGAGCACCACUCAGUGACAAGACAUGCAACUCUGCUGCCGUCCGCUUCCCAUCCUGGACAGUUGAUAGCUGGGCUAGUGGUCUCACUCUCAAGGGCUUCAACAAGUUCUUCCAGAUUGAUCAGGACGCUUCUCGCAUCACCAUUCAGAACAGCACUAUGAACCGAGAUAAAGACAUCUCAGGCAGUGCUCUUCCUUUUGACAUCUUGAUUCAAGGCUCACAAGUUCUUGUUCAAGACUGUGAGCAAGUUGGUAUCCCAUCUGCCCGUUGCUUCUCUGUUGCCACGGGAUCAUUGACUCCUGGUCCAAAUGCUGUCCUUCGUCACAAGACAAAGUCUGACUCUCAGACUAUAUACCCGCAUCAGAGAUGGGCUCAGGGACUGUUAGUAGAAGAUACCUCUGUAGCGACGUACUUCGUGAACCGCAAUACCAAAGGUUCAGGUCACGGUUGGUCCAUCAAUGGCGGUGUUGGUUGGAACAUAGACGGGCGUUGUGAGUUCGAGUCCCCACCUACUGGUAUCAAUUGGUGCAUUGGGUGCGGAGAGAAGGGUGAUGAUCCAAAGGGAAAUGCUACCUUGUUGGGGGCGGGGAAGCGAGUUGAACCACAAAGUCUUUUCCAGACGCAACUUGAGAAUCGUGGUGUUUAUAGGUAUGAUGGAGAGGAAGCUUAA